AAAAGACAAACACUUUUCGCAGAAAAAAAAAAGUUGGAUUUCAAAAACAAAGAAGAUUAGAUAUGGUUUUGAAUGUGACAUCAUAAACAAACACACCGAUCUUCGUCCAGAAAACAUGAAAAAUUCGGUGGGUUUUGUUUUAAUUCUUGUUUUUUCAUAGUUUAGUUCCACUUUUUGUUGUUGUUUUGGGGUUCAGAUUCAAUUCAAUCUGUUGCUGAGUUCACCCUUCAAUGUUGCUUGGUAUAUAAAGUGGCUUUAGGAGAGGAAUCAUCAAACAUGGUUCAUAAACUGGAAGCUAUCCAUGGCGGUGGUGGAUCAAUUAAGUUGGGGACUAAAGGGACAAUUAGUUCCCUUAUGACAAAGGAGCUAGACUCCAUUAAAACACCAAAGCAAGCACCACCUAGACACAAAUCUCAGGCGAUUCCUGCAUCGGUUGCCUGUUCUUCAACGACUCUAAAACGAUUACAACCAAGGAAAUCAUUGGAUGGAGCCGGCACCUGCAGGGGUCGCAACAGCACGAGUUAUAAAAGCCCCCAAAGUACUAAAAAUGUCCAUCAGAUGCCAAUGCUUGGCUCUGAAAAUGUUGCAUUAGAAAGAACACCUAUUAGACAAAAAAGUGACAAGAAAGUAGUAUCAAACAUUGUUGAAGUAGUGGACAUAAAAUGUGGGAAUUCAGAUCGGGCAUGGUCGACCCCUAUAACGAAUCGUCUCAAGAAGCUUGGAUUCUCCAAGCUUUCCGAGACCAUCGUCUAGAUUUCCAACUUCUUUGAAUCCGAUUUCAGGUUCCUAUAUCCGGAACCCGAAACCCCGACCGGCCUAUUCUCCGAAACUUCCACCACAGAACAAAUGCUUGCUACAAGUUUGCUAGCUCCUCUUUUUUUCUUCUUUUCAGCUGCCACAACUGGUCCAACAAUAGGCCUACCAUGUGGCUUCUUCGAGCUUUCUCGGCAGCUUAAUUCGAGCUCAAGCCUGUUGAAGUACUUGAUCUCUUGCAUUACCAAGGAUCCCACAGUGCCUUUGGUGCCUAUUUCAAUAGGAUGAUGUGCAGCCAUAUCAACUGCAACAUUUUUACCACUGGAUUUUGAUCUUUGCAUGCUUUGCUUUUGGUGUUUCCACUGGUUUUAGUUCUUUGCCUCUUUAUUUAAAGUGAACUGCACUGAACAUUUAAGCUUCUAACUGAAAAUGUCUGUUUUGUUUUAACUACAUUACAUUGGUUUUAUUUUAAUGUUGUUUGGUGCCA
Messenger RNA from Gossypium raimondii (Peruvian cotton), 1240 nucleotides. RefSeq lists its product as uncharacterized. Lineage: Eukaryota; Viridiplantae; Streptophyta; Magnoliopsida; Malvales; Malvaceae. The transcript has 2 exons. The record is from RefSeq and is a predicted model, not a curated record. The coding region runs from base 277 to 753 and encodes 158 amino acids.